ACCUCUCGCCGGGCCAGUGGAAGGUGAGCGUUAUGACCCCUAAUGAAGACACUGAACUAAUAGUACACCAGAAUCCCGUGGAUAAGUCGGCCACAAAGCGCAAUCUUGACUACUGGAUAGAGCUGGCAAAAUUGCUAGAUAGGGGAGGAUUCAACGCAUUGUUUCUCGCUGAUACAUACGGAGGUUACGACACUUACGAGGGCAGCCUCGACAACUGUAUCCGGCGAGCGGCCCAAUGGCCUAUAACUGACCCGACCAUCCCUAUCGCGGCGAUGGCAGCUGUGACGAAAAACUUGUCAUUUGCCAUCACCGCUUCAACUUCUUUCGAGCCUCCUUUUUUGCUAGCGAAGCGCUUUUCUACUUUGGAUCACUUUACCGGGGGUCGGUUUGGCUGGAAUAUUGUCACCUCCUGGAAAAAGGCCGCCUUCAAAGCCAUCGGGCUCGACACUCCCAUCGAGCACGAUGAGCGGUACCGUCAGGCCGACGAGUACCUGAAAGUUUUAUACAAACUCUGGGAGGGAUCAUGGGCGGACGACGCCGUAGCCCCUGACCCAGAGAACGACAGCUACGCGGACCCAGACAAGAUCCGCAACAUCAACCACAAGGGGAAAUACUUCACGCUGAACACGCGACACAUUGUUGAUCCGUCGCCUCAGCGGACCCCGUUUCUUUUCCAGGCUGGAACUUCAUCGGCUGGUUCCGAGUUUGCAGCGACACAUGCGGAGGCCAUAUUCGUGUCCUCUCACUCAGCUACUCUUCUCCGGCCGAAGAUUGCCAAGAUUCGGGAGCUGGCCGCUGCUCAGGGCAGAGACCCGCGUUCGCUGAAGUUCUUCGCAACGUACACCCCUAUCAUCGGGCGUACAGAUGAAGAGGCGCGUGAGAAGUACGCGGAGCUGCAAAAAUACGCCUCAGUGAUCGGGGGCCUGGUUCUGGUCAGUGGGUGGACUGGGAUCGAUUUAUCUAAGAUCCCCCUAGACCAGGAGAUCAGCGCCGCGGACUCCUUAGAAGCUCACAAGGUCCGCAGCAUACUGGAUGCGUUUACCACCACCAGCGAGGACAUACCCAAGUGGACGCCCCGCGUGGUCGCUCAGAAGGCAGCCAUUGGUGGCCUCGGGCACGUGGCGAUAGGGGGCCCGCAGACGGUGGCGGACGACAUGGAGCGCUGGAUUCGCGAGGGGGACCUGGAUGGGUUUAACAUUGGCUAUGUCACCACGCCUGGAACGUUCGAGGAGGUGGUGGAGCUCUUGAUCCCAGAGCUACGACGACGUGGGAUAUACCCCGACCCGCCGGAGGAAGGGGAGAGGUUGACGGCGCGAGAAAGGAUCUAUGGAAAAGGGCAGAAGGGGCUAAGGGAUGACCAUAUCGGUUCUAGGUAUAAGUAUGACCGAUAUCAGGAAGAUCCACCGUAUGAAGAGGGGGGAUCUGUCGAUGGCAAAGGUAGUUAGGUUAGGUGAGUGAGUACCUUGGGGACAAUUUUAUCUACUCCUAAUUCGACAAGCCUCGGUUGGGGUUGUGUAUCUCUCUAGUACCUAUGGGUGAAAAUGCCUAUCCACCUGGUAGUCAGUGAAGUACUUUUUUAUCGACAGUGACAUCAACAAUUCUUCAUUCAAUAGGUAUAAACACUAGGUAC
This is a messenger RNA of Hypoxylon fragiforme, 1630 nucleotides long. RefSeq names its product nitrilotriacetate monooxygenase component A. Gene Ontology annotation, molecular function: monooxygenase activity; oxidoreductase activity, acting on paired donors, with incorporation or reduction of molecular oxygen. The transcript is spliced from 3 exons. The annotation marks the transcript as partial. Lineage: Eukaryota; Fungi; Ascomycota; Sordariomycetes; Xylariales; Hypoxylaceae. The record is from RefSeq and is a predicted model, not a curated record.